AUGACGGCCAACAGCAGGUACAAGAGCCGCGCGCCCCGCUCAGGUAAGCCCCUGCAGGAAAAAGAUUACGUUGGUUUCGCGACGCUGCCCAAUCAGGUGCACAGGAAGUCGGUGAAGAAAGGGUUCGACUUCACCCUCAUGGUGGCAGGUGAGUCUGGUCUGGGUAAAUCCACCUUGGUCAACAGCCUGUUCCUCACUGAUCUGCAUAAAGACAGAAAACUGCUCAAUGCUGAAGAGCGAAUCAAUCAGACGGUCGAGAUCACGAAACACACGGUGGACAUCGAGGAGAAGGGCGUGAAGCUGAAACUCACCAUCGUGGACACGCCGGGUUUCGGAGACGCCGUCAACAACUCCGAGUGCUGGAAGCCCGUCACAGAUUACAUCGACCUGCAGUUUGAACAGUACUUCAGAGACGAGAGCGGACUCAACAGGAAGAACAUCCAGGACAACAGAGUUCACUGCUGCCUGUAUUUCAUUCCUCCGUUUGAGCACGGGCUUCGUCCGGUCGACAUAGAGUUCAUGAAGGCGCUGCAGGACAAGGUGAACGUGGUUCCUCUCAUCUCGAAGGCCGACUGCCUCACUCCCAGCGAGAUCAAGAAACUCAAAGAGCGGCUGAGGGAAGAGAUAGAUAAAUAUGGGAUAAAGAUCUACCAGUUCCCUGACUGCGACUCAGAUGAAGACGAGGAGUUCAAGCGGCAAGAUAAAGAGCUGAAGGAGAGCUCUCCGUUCGCAGUGAUCGGCAGCAACACGGUGGUCGAAGCCCGAGGUCAGAGGGUGAGGGGGCGGCUCUACCCCUGGGGCAUCGUGGAGGUGGAGAACCCGUCCCACUGCGACUUCGUGAAGCUGAGGACCAUGCUGAUAAGAACCCACAUGCACGACCUGAAGGACAUCACCAGCGACUGUCACUACGAGAACUACAGAGCGCAGUGCAUCCAGACCAUGACCAGUAAGAUGAACGCAGAUAAGCGGGUGGAGAGCCCCCUCCCCAUCCUUCCUCUGUCCACUCCGGACGUGGAGACGGAGAAACUCAUCAAAAUGAAGGACGAAGAGCUGAGGAGGAUGCAGCAGAUGCUCCAGAAGAUGCAGCAGCAGAUGCAUGAGCAGGACCUGUGACCUGUGACCUGUGACCUGUGACCUCUGACCUCUCGUGUUACACCUGUGACCUUUACACCUUUUUAUUUAGGAGACAAACUGACAGAAGAUCAAACACACAGCACCAACAUAACCCCUCACUGAAGCCAAAAAACCUUUUAGAUGAUCACAGUAAAUACUUCACCUGGUCACAAAGAAACGGUAGAUGAAAGAGAGCAUGCUGGGAAAUGUAUUUUAACUUAACUGAAAUGUUUUGGCACCUUUCAGAAGGUUUGUUUUUUUAUUGCAGUCAUCAGCCAAGGGAGUGUCGUUAGGCAAUAGAGAGUAGGUUGCACUUCAUCACCUUUAGAUUUACAACUAUGUUUUAUACUUUGAUACUAAAUGAGACUCAAGCACCAAAACCUCAGUUCAUGCAGGAGUUAAUGAACUUAUUGUGUGGAGUGGCACCCAGACUGAAAAGUGGCUGAUGGUACGUUGCUGCUGCUGCAAGUUUCACUGCAAGUUUUAAACAAAUUUACAGAAAAAUCAGCAGAAAUAAUGAAUUAAUGUGUUUCCCUCCUCUGCUGCUGCUGAAGGAGACGAGGUUAUUAUAAGAUCCAGUCAGACGAUGGAGAUCUGACAUUUCUGUUUGUUUCAUGUGUUAAUGUGAGGAAGGUUCCCUCCUCCUCCUCAUCACACCACACACAGCUGAUGCUUUUGUCCUUUCACUGGAAGAGACGAGUGAUGUUAAAGUCACAUGAUUCACGUACGUCAGCGUUUAUUCACUGAUUAUAAAUGCACGUUUACAUUUUCUCGCAUUUUGACGCACCAACUUUUCCACCUCAGCAAAGCCUAAAAACA
Molecule: messenger RNA, 1932 nt
Organism: Seriola dumerili (greater amberjack)
Lineage: Eukaryota; Metazoa; Chordata; Actinopteri; Carangiformes; Carangidae
Gene: septin5b
Product: septin-5-like
Exons: 11
Coding region: 1-1113 (370 amino acids)
Biological process (GO): regulation of exocytosis; cytoskeleton-dependent cytokinesis
Cellular component (GO): cell division site; synaptic vesicle; septin ring
Molecular function (GO): GTPase activity; molecular adaptor activity; GTP binding
Source: RefSeq, a predicted model, not a curated record